Messenger RNA from Medicago truncatula (barrel medic), 1439 nucleotides. Its product is annotated as myb-related protein 306. Lineage: Eukaryota; Viridiplantae; Streptophyta; Magnoliopsida; Fabales; Fabaceae. The record is from RefSeq and is a predicted model, not a curated record. The transcript is spliced from 3 exons. Gene Ontology annotation, biological process: response to auxin. The coding region runs from base 158 to 1162 and encodes 334 amino acids.
GAAGGAAGUAAGAGCGAGAGAGGCAUGUAAUAUAUAUGGAGUCUUCUAUCUAUAUAUAUAAUCCAUAAAGUAGAUUCAUAUAUCGACUCUUUAUUCAGAUCAGAUCAAUUCAUAUUGGUUCUUCUUAGAGAAAAUAGAUUAUCAUCAUCAUAUAUUAAUGAUGGGAAGGCCACCAUGUUGUGAGAAACUAGGGAUUAAAAAAGGACCUUGGACUCCUGAAGAAGAUAUCAUCUUAGUUUCUUACAUUCAACAACAUGGACCUGGGAAUUGGAGAUCUGUUCCAACCAAUACUGGUUUGAUGAGAUGUAGUAAGAGCUGCAGACUUAGAUGGACAAACUAUCUUCGACCAGGUAUCAAAAGAGGUAACUUCACAGAUCAUGAAGAGAAAAUGAUUGUUCACCUCCAAGCUCUUUUGGGCAACAGAUGGGCUGCUAUAGCUUCAUAUCUUCCACAAAGGACAGACAAUGACAUAAAAAAUUAUUGGAAUACACAUUUAAAGAGGAAGAUGAACAAAGAUCAAAGUAGUACUGAUGAAGGUGUUGAUCAAGAAUCUCGUUCGCAGCUGCCGAAUAAAGGUCAAUGGGAAAGAAGGCUACAAACAGAUAUUCAUAUGGCCAAACAAGCCUUAUCUGAGGCUUUGUCCCUUCAACAUAACCCUACAACCCUUGGUACUUUGCCUGAUCAGAUGAAACCCUCAUCAAGUUUUUCUCAUUCUCAUGAACAUCCACCAAACCUGAAUAUUCCAUCUCCAUAUGCAUCAAGCUAUGAAAACAUUUCUAGAUUGAUGGAAACUUGGAUGAAAUCACCUAACUCAUCAGCUGAAACGAAUUCCUCAUCAAUAUUCAGCAACAUGCAGGGAUCAAGUUGUAGUGAAGGAGCACAAAGCACAACACAAGAUCAUCAUGGCCUUAACUCAUCCAAAUCUGAUUAUGCUUCUCGAUUUAGGUCAUCUCAUGAAGGAAACAACAGCUUCAACUUGAACACAAAAGAGGGUCUCUUCUUCCACCAAGAGGAAAGGAUUAAUAUUAAAGCAAACAUGGAAACGCAUGUUCCUCUUACUUUGCUUGAAAAAUGGCUUUUUGAAGAUGGGGGAGCAAGUCAUGAGUGCCAUGAAGAGCUUAUAAACAUGUCAUUGGAGGGAACUACUUCAGAUUUCUUUUAGAAAUUCUAGCUCAACUCAAUCAACCUCUAGUUCUGAAUGUCAGGUUCGUUGUUGAGUCUGUUUUAGUGUGUGAAGACCUCUAAUUUAAAGACUAGAGAACUCUAGCAAAUGGAAUCGAUCAUAACAUCCUCUUAAUUACACUUACAAGCAAGAAAGAUGUGUACAUUAUGAGUACUUUUAUCCUAUUAAUUAGUCAUGCUAUGUAGUACCAAUUAAUAAUUAAUAGUUCAAUGUAUGUGUGUUUUAGAUAUUAAUUACUUUACCGUUUUGUGUUUAA